Micropterus dolomieu (smallmouth bass) is the source of this 2253-nucleotide messenger RNA. RefSeq names its product TBC1 domain family, member 10Ab (gene tbc1d10ab). The coding region runs from base 387 to 1814 and encodes 475 amino acids. The transcript has 9 exons. NCBI's taxonomy places the organism in Eukaryota, Metazoa, Chordata, Actinopteri, Centrarchiformes, Centrarchidae. The record is from RefSeq and is a predicted model, not a curated record.
CUGACAGCAGAGAUUCAGAUAGCUGUGUGUGUGUGUGUAAGCUGACAGCUGUGUGAUGCUAGCAUGUUAGCUUCGGGGUUUAGCGUAUGUUUAGCCGCGUUUGCUCUUUAACAGUUUGACCAAAUCGUGUACAUCGGUUAUGUGAGCAAAGCGAGCUGGUUCACCCCGAAACCAGCUCUCUAACGCUAAGUUGUUGUUUUGUUUUAUAGCACUAGCGAGCUAGCAGCUAGGAAGCAAAUCCUCCUGGAAACCGUAGCUAGCUGUUACAGGUUAGCUAACGUCUUCAUGGAGAACUUUAAAGUGUUAGCCAAGCUUUCAAGAUUGGUCGUAAGGCUAAGUAAUGUGAACAGACUGUAGACCGGUCUGCUAAGGUAAAUGUUGAUUAAAUGGCAAAAACUGAGCAGGGAAAUGGACUUGAUUUGCGGCGCAGCACAGAGAAGCUGACAGAUAAUGGGAAAGGAAUCUUGAAUGCAACCGACCCAGAGGCAAACGGCAGUGUGGCCCCCAGGGAGACACAGGUCGACAAGUACGGCUUCAUAGGAGGCGCACAGCAGUACUCUGGAGACUCUGCUGAACAAAUCCCCACGGAGGUGCUGAGGCAGCGGGAGGCAAAAUGGCUGGAGAUGCUCAACAGCUGGGACAAGUGGAUGGCCAAGAAACACAAGAAGGUGAAAGAACGCUGUCAGAAGGGGAUCCCUCCAUCCCUGCGUGGCCGGGCGUGGCUUUACCUCACUGGGGGCAAAGUGAGGAGGGAGCAAAACCAGGGCAAAUUCCAGGAAUUGGACAAUCAGCCAGGAGAUCCCACAUGGGUAGAUAUUAUUGAGAGGGACCUCCAUCGACAGUUUCCCUUCCAUGAAAUGUUUGCAGCAAGAGGAGGUCAUGGGCAGCAGGACCUGUUCCGCGUGUUGAAGGCUUAUACUCUGCAUCGUCCUGAAGAGGGUUAUUGUCAGGCUCAGGCCCCCGUUGCUGCUGUACUCCUGAUGCAUAUGCCAGCCGAGGAUGCAUUCUGGGUUCUUGUCCAGAUUUGUGAGAAAUACCUUCCAGGAUACUACAGUACGGGUCUGGAGGCAAUCCAGCUAGAUGGGGAGAUCCUGAACGCUCUGCUCCGACGGGUGUCUCCUGUGGCCCACCGUCACCUGAAGAAGCACAAGCUGGAGCCCAUCCUUUACAUGACCGAGUGGUUCCUGUGUGCCUUCUCUCGGACUCUGCCGUGGGCCUCAGUGCUGCGUGUAUGGGACAUGUUCCUUUGUGAGGGAGUAAAGAUCCUCUUCCGAGUGGGCCUGGUUCUGCUGAAAUGCAUGUUGGGAUCCCAAGAGAAACUGAAGGCCUGUCAAGGCCUCUAUGAAACAAUGGAGCUGCUCCGAGCCAUACAGCCGCAAUACACGCAAGAAGGCUUCCUGGUGCACGAGGUUAUUGAGCUGCAGGUGUCUGAGAAAGACAUUGAGAAGGAACACCAUGCUCAGCUGCGGUGCUGGAAGGAGACUCACGGAGAUCUACACUGUAAGUCCCCUCUCAGGAUGCAUGGUGCCAAGGCCAUCAUGGCUGCCGAACCGCCCAGCCGGCAGGACCUGAGACAGAGGCCCACCAUCAUCGUGCAGUCUCCCCUGGCACCCAUGACAGACGGGGAGAAGUCAGAGGAGGUAAAGGGAAGUACAAAGACUAAUGAAGAAAAACAGAAGAAAACAAUCCCACCGCCGGAGAAGAUCAUUAAUCCUUACCUUCCUUCCACUGGCCCCGACCCUCUCCUCAAACAGUUGACCGUACAAGGGUCCAAUGAGAGUCUGAGCAGCGCAGAGCAAGACACUUACCUGUAGCGGCAUAAGUAUCACCAGUUUACUAACAUAAAUCAUUCCAUACAACCUUUACUAACCUGGCGGUGACACUCGUCAUCAGAGUUGUCAGUGACAUGACAAACCUGUCCAUGGCGUAGUGUGUCUGUGGCAAUCGUGACUGAUAGGUUUUAGUAAAAUGGCUAUUUUUUUAACCAUGACACUCCAGAAAAAGUGAUGGAAUUGGAACAUUUGUAAAAGUAAACACAUUUUCAAAGCUGGAAAAAAUGCACUUUCUCAGCAGUCACUAUAAUACUACAUUUUCUUUGUCAUUUAUGCAUACAGGUUUUUGUUUCCUGCACUUUUAACUACUUAAAUGCUCCGUACUUGUAUAGCGCCUUUCUAGUCUUUUCGACCACUCAAAGCGCUUUUACACUACAUCUGCAUUCAUACACUGAGCCUAAGUGCUCAAACGGAAACUAAC